Molecule: messenger RNA, 4956 nt
Organism: Condylura cristata (star-nosed mole)
Lineage: Eukaryota; Metazoa; Chordata; Mammalia; Eulipotyphla; Talpidae
Gene: ZNF185
Product: zinc finger protein 185 (LIM domain)
Exons: 20
Coding region: 60-1793 (577 amino acids)
Source: RefSeq, a predicted model, not a curated record
GCCACCUGUGCCAGGUGCCCUGCGGACUACAGUGAGGCGGGCAGCGCGGAGCAGACACCAUGAGCAUCUCGGCCCUGGGGAGCAGCGGCAAAGGGAAGGCUCUCCCGCCUGGCGAGGAGGAGCGCAAGAACGUCCUCAAGCAGAUGAAGGUGCGGACCACGCUGAAGGGGGACCAGAGCUGGAUCACCAAGCAGGAUGAAUCGGAGGGGCGCACCCUAGAGCUGCCGCCCGCCCGGUCUCGCGCCACGUCCUUCUCAUCAACUGCGGAUGUCUUGAAGGCCAGGCCUCCGAGCGCAAGGGCUCCCGCUGGCUACAUCAUCCGGGGGGUGUUCACCAAGCCCGUAGACAGCUCAAGUCAGCUCCAGCAGCAGCUCCCCAAGGCCAAUGGCGCUCCGAAGAGCGCCACGGGCCUGGCGAGGGCAGCUGCUGGGCCACCUCGCCUCUCCUCCUCGGGCUACAAGAUGACCACGGAGGAUUACAAGAAGCUGGCCCCCUACAACAUCAGACGCAGCUCAGCAUCAGGGGACCCCGACGACGAGGAGGCGCCGUUCUCCUCUGAGGAGCAGAAGCGCAGGUCCGAGGCUGCCAGCAGCGUGCUGAGGAAGACGGCCGCACGGGAGCACUCCUACGUCCUGUCGGCAGCCAAGAAGAGUUCGGGGGUUGAGGUGUUGGACGAGGACGGACACUCUGAGAAGCAGCAGGACGCACCCACGGUGAUGAAACCCGUCCCGGCCUCGAGCAGGUCUCCCCUGCGCCCCAAAGACAAGGAAGGUCCCAGUCCCGGAGAGCCCGUGAGAGACUUGGCAGGCGAGGAGGCUUUCAAGGUCCUGGACCCAGACUCAGCAAGGCUGUGCUUAGCAGGGGGCUCCGGCCCUCUCCCAGACGAGGACAUGCGCGGUGCCGACUCUCAGCCCUGCAAGCCCGGACCAGUGGCCACCAGCUCUGGGGCCACCUUGGCCUCAGCCAUCUUGACUGACGGGAAGAGUGGCAGCCUGGCACACCCGGAGGAAGCAGAGGCAGACCGGAAGGGCCCCUCUCCUGCCUCUGAGGAGAAAAACGUGGGCCCUGAGGUGCGAGAGACCUGGCAGGAGAGGCCCGUGGCCCCGACAGGAAGCCCAGAUCGCCCGGCCGUGCUCACCCCGGGGCCUGAGGACACCAGCGCCCCCGAGAGGGAGAAGCAGUGCUGCCCCGGGGGCCCCGAGACGCUCGUGGAGCUGGACGACUGGGCUGGCAGCCCCUCUCCUGCCUCUGAGGAGAAAAUCGUGGGCCCUGAGGUGCGAGAGACCUGGCAGGAGAGGCCCGUGGCCCCGACAGGCAGCCCGGAUCGCCCGGCCGUGCUCACCCCGGGGCCUGAGGACACCAGCGCCCCUGAGAAGGAGAAGCAGUGCUGCCCCGGGGGCCCCGAGACGCUCGUGGAGCUGGACGACUGGGCUGGCAGCAAGGGCGUCCUCUUUGUGAAGGAGUACACAAGCGCCAGCGAGGUGUCUUCUGGGAAGCCGCCAUCUUCACGCUGUGGCAGCGCCAGCACCACUGAGGGCUCCCUUGGCAUGGAGAAGAAGGCCCCUUGCGGCAGCACUCUGCACCCCGAGAGCGCUGCCGCAGGGCUGUGCACAUACUGCAGCCGGGAGAUCCGGGACGGCCCGAAGAUCACCCUAGACCACCUUGGCAUCAGCUGCCACGACUACUGCUUCAAGUGCGGCAUCUGCAGUAAACCCAUGGGCGAGCUCCUGGACCAGAUCUUCGUGCACCGCGACACCAUCCGCUGUGGGAAGUGCUACGAGAAGCUCUUCUAGGUGCCUCCGGCCCAGAAGAAGCUGGCGACUCCCAGACGCGCUCCCCAGGCUGCUGGUCUCCUUCCCGCGCGCCCUCCCUCCCCAUCUGAUUUCUUCAUGCUUUGCCCUUGUCGAGUUGAACCUGCUUAGGCCCAGGAGCAGGUCUGAGUGAUGGUGCCCGGGUAGCUCUUCUUAGCUUAGAAAGCACUUGUUCGCUGACCGCGGUUGCAGUAAAGAGGACUGAGCAGGAGCCCAGCCUGGCGUCUCGAGGACACACGCCCCAGUCGAGGUGGCCUGCUGUUCGGCGUGGAAAGAACUGGGGGCUCACGGUGCCCUGACUCAGGGCAGAGAGCACCCCACCUUCUUUUCUGCAUCUCUGAGCGCAUGUUUGGAAUUUGAGGGGAGACCUGUGGCUUCAGGGGGCCAGGUGGAGGGCUGUGACGCCGGGGGCAGGACCUGCCUCCUGGGUGCCUGUUUGGAGUGCAGGAAACAGUCAGCUGAUUUUCACAGGUGCAGUAACAGUCCGUGCUGUCGCCGCCUUCACUGCAACGGGCUUUCCCUGAGGCGCUGGCGUGUACUGGAAAGUUACACGCGCGGGCUUCUGGUCUCUCCACACGAUUCUUAGGCGGUUACUGACCAAAGGCUGGUCUGUGUCUGCAAUUUGACAGCUGGUUAACAUGUUGCCCUCAGUCCCUGACCCCUGCACUUGAUCUGGAGACCCCUCAAGCAGGUUCUAGGGUAUGUGGACUCCAGCCGGACGACGGAGAGAAGCAGCUAACGCCACGGCCUUACCCCACGCCAGGCAUGGUCACCAGGGCGGGGAUGUGGUACGACAGGCCAUGUGCUGACACUGGACGUGAGCUGGCCUUCCUUGGGUCUGGCCCGUACACGCGGCUUGGCGCGCGGUAGGCUCCGAGGAGAGGCCGCUCAGGGCAGGGAGGCGUGAAAGGGAAAGAGAGUCUCGGGGCGGGAGCUACCACCUGAGUGUCGCACAGGCCCAGCUGAUGGAGUGAAGGGCAGACAGUCCCGCCGCGCCGGCCUCCCUGCCCCACCUUCUACUCUGUGUUCAGGGAGUUCGGCCCUGCCAUGCGAGACGCCAGCAGAGAGCACAGGCCCAACAUCGAGUUUGUUCCGAGCAGCUUCUUUCGAGCUUAGAGAGCACCGAGUUCUGCAGACAAGAUGGCGGUUGCAUGACACUUUGCUUCUUUUUAACUGCCGGUAUUUUAACCAUACUUGUUGCCCGCAUUAAAGUCUACACCUCUAACACAACGCCAAGAUUUCAUGUGUGUCGCUGCUCAGGUUUCCUUAUACCUGUGAUAACCUGGGGGUACUGGGCCAUGUGAUCUGUUUUCUCCUUCACCUGAAGCUAUUUUCUACAAAAGCGAAUAAACACUUCCAGAAGUAUUAAGUCUACAGCGGGAGAAAUUAGCAUGACGUGUAGAUUCCCCCAGUAGACUCCCCCAGAAGGGCCGGCCGCUAGGCCCGUCAGACCGCUUGGAUGUUGGCUUGUCCUGGGCCACAGCCCUCGUUGGUGUCACAGACAGACGCCGCCUCGCCGGUGCUGGCUGUUGGCAGUGACAGGCCGGUUUCAGGAAGCGCGCGCCCAGCCGAUGCGCUUCAGCAAGCGCAGACUCGCUCCCCUGAACCGCCCCCCCUGCCGGCUACCCGCUCCACUCCUCGGGCCGCCGAGCAGAUGCGGUGCCUGUCCGCUUCGCUCUCCGUCGCGCCCAGACACCCCAAGACCAACUCGUCUUGGACCGACUUUGAACUGCUCACGCCCAGCCUCAGCCGCCCUCCUCAAAGUUGCCCAGGUGGUGCCCGUGUGCGAGACUGUUUCAUGGUGCUCAGUAAGGUCAGUGUGCCAGGCUGUCUGAGUCCUGUUGGCACUGUGUGGCAGAAGCGGCCCAUGCUGCCAAGUUUUGCAUCCAGAAAUACGGUGUGUGUGCCGGCUUGCUGAAACCUUCAUCUGCUUCAGGGACAAAAACACGGGUGACCAGGAAGCCCACAGAGUGAAGCCCUGCCUGCCAGAACCCCCAUACUCCAGGGGUCUGCAUUCAGUUAGCUACUGGACCAGCACCUCUCUAUUUGCUCACCCCGACCCCGCCACAUCUCGGUCACCUGGGUGACACUAGGAAAGGAAGACAGCAGUGCCCCCACCCGGGCAUUCCUGGGGCUCCUUUGCUGGUGUGGUGUGGCACAAAGACUCUAAGAAAAACAGGGUGGGCGCCAGCCCCGGCUCAGCCACCCCAGUGCUGAGGUGCUGGGCUGGGGUGCGGUGGAAGUAGGCUCCGAUUGCAGGGCCGCAGCAGGCCCCUCAGCCUCCUGGAGACACACUGCUCUUGUUGUGGAAGUUCUGGGUGCAGGGGUAGGGGGUGCAGGACCUGGGUCGCUGGCACCUUGACGGUGGAGAGUUACUCAGCUGACCGCUGACUGCCCUGCCGGUGCCAUGCAGAGGCCCGGGCUGCUGGCCAUUCGGGCCUGGCCUCCCUUCCCAUCUUCCCAUGGUGUGGGGGCUCCGCGGCCGGGAGCUGCGCCAAGGGCACAACUGCUGAGGUGACCUCGGGGACCUCCAAACUGCUCGUCUCUCCUGAGCCCUUCCAAGCUGGGUGCUAGGGGAGGGGUGCUGGGAGCUGCUGAGCAUGAAGGAGGCCUUCCGAGCCUCUUGGCCGCAGGGACCACAUCCUGCUGCCUCUCCCCUUUCCAGGAAGCUGGUGCAGGCCCAGUCCUUCCAAGUCAGCGAGAGAGGUACAGGCUGGCACUCAGAGAAACCUCAGGGGCCACAGGGCUGGAAGAACAGCUGGAAUCCAUACUCGGGGACCAGGUCCUUUGUAGGAAGUAGACGCUGCUCCUGGGCACCUGCUCUUCGCUGCCCAGCCACGCUCUGCUCCAGACUGGCAUACACCCCCCUUGAUGCCCCACUCUGUGGAGUGGCUGGGCAGGGCAGAAGGAGGGGAGGGGAGGAGUACCCAGCCUCCCACUUCAACACGGGUCUGUCCACUCUAAGCGACCCCAUCUUGGCAGCCCAGCAAGGGCCUGGAGGUGAGAGGGAGCUUGGAGGAAUCAUUUCAAACAGACUUGGCCUCAUAAAUGAGGCAGGUGUUUUAAAUGCAUCUCGACAAUUGGUUCUUACAGGAUACAAGGUUAAUUCCCUCACAGAGAUUUCAGGUGCCCUCCCUGGUGGCGC